AACCACAUUUUAAUAUUAAGGUUAUUAUUGUGAAAGAAAUACCGUUAUGGCAGCUUUGGUUUCAUGUUGUUUUGGCUGUUGUGGAGACAAUAACAGGGGCCACGUAACACUGAAGGAAAUGCCCACGGUUCAGCUGGACACUCAUCACAUGGGUACUGAUGUUGUCAUUGUAAAGAGUGGAAGACGCAUAUGUGGAACUGGUGGUUGCAUUGCAAACGCCCCUCUCCAUCAAAACAAGAGCUACUUUGAGUUCAAGAUUCAAUCCACAGGUGUCUGGGGAGUAGGAGUGGCAACACAGAAAGCAAAUCUGAAUCAGAUCCCUAUGGGUAGAGACCCACGCAGCCUUGUGCUCCGGCAAGAUGGCACCGUGUACCACAACAAUGAAGAAAAGAACCGAUUACCUGCAAACAGCUUACCGCAGGAAGGAGACAUUGUGGGUGUUACGUAUGACCAUGUGGAGCUGAAUUUGUACCUAAAUGGGAAGAAUAUGAGCUGUCCAGCAUCAGGCAUUAGAGGAACUGUUUAUCCUGUAGUUUAUGUUGACGAUAGUGCAAUAUUGGAUUGCCAGUUCAGUGACUUCUAUCAUCCUCCACCGCAAGGCUACCAGAAGAUUCUGUUUGAGCAACAGAUCUUCUAAAGUUCAUGGUGUGCUGUAUAUACACUAAAGAAAUGUACUCCACAGCCAGGAAUCUAAGUGCUAUGUUAUGACUGAACUCUUGACGAUUGUGUGGCUCAGCCUACUGAAAGUUGAAAUAAUGUCAUCAGUGAUUUUGACUCGUGUAACACUGACACAUAUCUGACCAUUUCUACUCAGUUUAAAAAGUCAUCCUAUGUCUUUCAGAUGAACUCUGUUAUAUCAUCUGUGCAUCAAUGAGCUGUGCACUGAUCUCAAA
Sinocyclocheilus grahami is the source of this 893-nucleotide messenger RNA. RefSeq names its product SPRY domain containing 7a (gene spryd7a). Lineage: Eukaryota; Metazoa; Chordata; Actinopteri; Cypriniformes; Cyprinidae. The record is from RefSeq and is a predicted model, not a curated record. The coding region runs from base 47 to 637 and encodes 196 amino acids. Gene Ontology annotation, molecular function: protein binding. The transcript is spliced from 5 exons.